UUGAGAUGACUGUCAAUGAUUUCCAGAGCCUUUCAAAGAAAACGCGCAUCAUAUUUCUUGGUUCUCCUCCUGUCAAUGAGCCACAACUUCUGGGAAACAGCGAUGGGAUUCAUCUUACAGCUGAGGGAAGCAAGAUAGUUGCAAAAGAGAUCUUGAAAAUCCUCAAAGAAGCAGAAUGGGAACCCAACUUCCACUGGAAGUCAAUGCCAACUAUAAAUUUCUCUGAUCUGCCCUUCCCUGAAGGUUUGGAUUGGGACUAGAAGUAUCCUUGGAAACAGUCACAGAAUAUAAGGAUGUUAAUUAAUAAUUACAGAGGGAUCAAUUAUUCCUGGUUUACCAGCAUGGCAAUGUUGUGAAGUGAUUGUGAUUCUGAAUAUAUACUUUGAUUGAGCCAAUGCCUAAGGUGGCCUUAUGAAUUCAUAAUUUGUUCUUUUUGUAUUUGAUUUGACAUGGGGUAUACAACUGGGAAAUUACGGUUCA
Molecule: messenger RNA, 480 nt
Organism: Arachis ipaensis
Lineage: Eukaryota; Viridiplantae; Streptophyta; Magnoliopsida; Fabales; Fabaceae
Source: RefSeq, a predicted model, not a curated record